Messenger RNA from Dovyalis caffra, 474 nucleotides. NCBI's taxonomy places the organism in Eukaryota, Viridiplantae, Streptophyta, Magnoliopsida, Malpighiales, Salicaceae. The record is from the annotation of a GenBank genome assembly.
AUGGCUAUUGUGUUAUUUUGUUGUUCAUGGGUUACAACAAUUGCUAGAGGGAAACGGGGCCGAGGGAGUCAUGUUGAUGGGGCAAGUGAAGAUGCAAAGUUUUCUAAUGAUUUUGAUGUGGUUUACAUUGGAAGCAGUUGCUCCUUGCUUGUUGUAGACAGAGGAAACCAAGCCAUCAGAGAGAUCCAGCUGCAUUUUGAUGACUGUGCUUAUCAAUAUGGAAGUGUUUUUCCUCUUGGAAUUGCAGUGUUGGUAGCAGCUGGCUUCUUUGGAUACAUGUUAGCAUUUCUGCAACGUAGGGUGGGAAUGAUUGUUUCUCCUCAGAAUGUUGCAAUGAAAACAAACGAUACAGGAAUUCCUUAUCAGAAGCUUAUCAAAUCAUUUAGGCCACCUUUGAUCCCAACGGAAGAGGAACAUGAGAAGCAUGAAGAAGGCCUAUUUGGGUCCCUUGGCAAGCUUGUCAUCAACACUUAG